This is a messenger RNA of Carassius gibelio (silver crucian carp), 3503 nucleotides long. RefSeq names its product Src homology 2 domain containing transforming protein D, a (gene shda). The record is from RefSeq and is a predicted model, not a curated record. The transcript is spliced from 8 exons. The coding region runs from base 575 to 1747 and encodes 390 amino acids. Gene Ontology annotation, molecular function: phosphotyrosine residue binding. NCBI's taxonomy places the organism in Eukaryota, Metazoa, Chordata, Actinopteri, Cypriniformes, Cyprinidae.
CAUUAAUUUGUGGGUGUGUGUGGUUAAACCAAGGCCCCUGCUUACAUGCAUUUUAUUGCACUUAUUGCAAAUAUUUUAAAAUAUAUUUCAGAUAUAUUAUUAUUUAUAAAUAUUUCAUUUCAAAACCUGCACUUUCUUACUCACUGUGCUUUGUAGACACGUGCAUCAUUUUGCACAGUACAAGCCAAAGCACGAGUCAGCGUGUGAAAUGAAAUGCCUCAGCAAGAACAAAGACAAUGCAACUCUCCAUUGGGCUUCAACAGCAAGCUUAUGUGUUGUUCAUCAGCUGAGCUGCAACAGCCGAUGCGACUCGUCCAGCCAUCUGCACGUGCACACGCUCGUCACUUCUGAGACUCCUCUCACAGCUGCUUUAUAUAUACAAACUUCCAUCCGUCAUCAUUGAGAGAUCAAUUUAUUCCAAGCAAAUAGGUGCUGGAUAUUCUAUAGCAUCGAUGCAUUUGGGAAACUGAGGAUUUAUGGACGGUGUUCAAUGGAAGAACUAGGAUAAAGUCCUUUAAGCGUCUCCUUUAGCGUAUUUUUGGAUCAGUUUCGUUCUUGUCUUGGUCGUAGACCCAUGGCAAAGUGGUUUAGAGAUCACCUAAGUUUUGGCAGCAGGAAAGGACCGCCACAGCCCCCGAAACCCGACUACACCGAAAGCGAGAUCCUACGAGCCUACAGGGCUCAGAAAGAGCUGGACUUUGAGGACCCUUACGAACCCUUGGAGAACCGGGUGCUGAACCGCUCCGGGUCGGUGAAAACAUUCCCAGCGUUUGGCACGGUGCUGUCUAACGGUGUGGAGGUGAAGAUCGUGUCUCCCAAACACAGACUGAUAAAAGUGGAAUCUCAGGAAUUUGGGUGUAGCAGAAUACCACUGAACAUCGUGACCUUUGAGGAACCGCAGGCCCCUGUGGUUCCCUCGGCUCCUGCGGUCGGGGAGACUGAUUACUCGGACCCGUUUGACGCCAGGCCGGACCCGCGGCCCAGACCCGGCUGGGAGCAGAACGCCGUGGAAGCCUGCAGCAGUUACAUGGAGCCGUUUGAGGCCCAGCGAUUCAUAAGCGGGCUCCAGCACAGCUCAGAUCAAGGCAGAAACAGCCCGCAGCUGUACGACAGCCCGUACGAGGAGAGAGUUUGGCCCCGUGCGGCCCCUGAGGAGGACGAGAGAGAGAGCCGUCUGCCCCAGGAUGACGAGAGGCCGGCGGAUGAGUACGACCAGCCCUGGGAGUGGAAGAAAGAGAACAUCUCCAAAGCCUUCGCCGUAACUUUUGAAGCCAGAGACCGGGAUCAAUGCACGCUGCCCCGUGACGAGGCAUCGAGGAAGGCAGGAGCGUCCAGAAUCAGUCCUUCGUCCAGCAGAGCCACCAGCCUGCACAAACCCAACAACACGCACGGCAUCCUGGGGGAGAGAGUGGAUCCCACGCUGCCCCUGGAGAAGCAGGUAUGGUACCAUGGUGCACUGACUCGCUCAGAAGCUGAAUCUCUGCUCACGCUGUGUAAGGAGUGCAGUUACCUGGUGAGGAAGAGCCAGACGAGCCGAAACGACUACUCACUGUCUCUCAGGAGCUGUCACGGGUUCAUGCACAUGAAGUUCUCGCAGUCUCGUGAUGGGAAGUUCAUCCUGGGAGAGAACAGUCCUCCGUUUGAUUCCAUCCCUGAAGUCAUUCAUUACUACACCACCAACAAACUGCCCAUCCGCGGAGCCGAACACCUGUCUCUGCUGUUCCCGGUGCUGGUGCAGACGCUCUGAGACCCCCCACACACACACACGGUUAUCACGCGCUCGCUCGCACACAGACACACUCAGGGCUUCACUCAGACGGCUACUACAUUCCUUCAUUUUCAAUCACAUAUCACAGGCUCUUCCAGAGUUUGAUUCGUGUUUGGAGUGGGAAUAUGAUUUUUCAAGCGUGUGAUCAAAUUCAUCCCUGGUGUGAAUGAAAACACAGGUGGCCUGUAGUGACACUGUAUCGAUGUGCGACACGCGUGUGAAGAAUAUUUUCCGCACCACUGGACUCUAAAGUGUCUUCGUGUCACACUGGGAACUGCAAUAUUAUUACUCUCUCUGCUCUAAACUCUGCAUGAUAGAUUUAACAUCUGAGGAUAAAAUGUAGCCCGACCAAAGUAUUUCUAAAGAUUUUGCUAAAUACUAAAAAGCAAUGAUGUACAGUUAAAAUCCUAUUCUCUGUAGGAUUUCUUGAUUUUAAAAAGUGAAAUAAUUCACCUGAAGAGACGGUUGUCAUCAUUUGCUCAUUCUCAUGUCAAUCAGAAGAACCUGUUUCUUUCUGCUGAACACAAAAGAAGAUAUUUUUAAUUAUUUUUUUAUGUUUUUUUUUUUUUCAUGCAUGCAGUGAAAGUGGAUGGUGACCAUGGUUGAAAUACUCUACAAAGGACAAAAUCUGCAUAAAAUUCUUCUAGAGCCGUACAUUAACUGUGUGUGAAGAACAUUCUCAUUUGUGUUUUGCAUAUCCAAACUAAGGCAGAGGGAAAUACAUAUAUAAUAACUUAAAUUCUGGUAUGUUUAUAUCAUUAUUAGAGCAUGCUGUUGGUCACCAUCCUCUACAUUGUAUUGCAAAUUUAGUACUGCUCUAGUAAAUUUCUCUUUUUGUGUUCUGCUAUAUAAAAUCAUGCUGCUUUGGAAUGACAUGAGCAUGAGUGAAUAAUGAUUGGACUUUAAUCUUGGGUGACUGUUAGGAAAAACGAGGGUCUCUUUUUAGGUACAGGAAGCCAGCCCUUAACUUCCUUUUGUCACUAACUAGAAGCAGUGAAUCAUUGUUAAGCUGUAAGGAAGUGAAUAUAUGACACUGGAAUGUUCCCAAUGUGACUUUCGCUUGUCCGGAUGUCCAUCUGCAAACAUGGAUUUGUUCUGCUCCCAGAAUCCCGGGCGGCUGAGGAUGAUGGAAACAGGAAGUGAUGUCCUCUGACCAUCUUAAAGCUGCACUUUCAUUGGCUUCAGUGCUUGUCGCAUGACAGAAAGCAGUCAUUACUGUGGCAUUUGGCUUCACUUAAGGCAGCUGUCUCAGUGCUACCCGUCAUUUCACUCACGCUUAGUGUCGCCGGCUCGUUUCUGAGGACUUCUUAGCAAUGCUUAAAGCUUCAUGAGAAACCUUACAUGAACCGUCUCCUCUUAGUUAAUCUGGGUUUAUGUGAUAUUUGAAAUAAGGUCACAUAUAAUCAUAUGCCGUGUUUGUUAAUGCAGAUGAAACUGGAGCAUAUUCCUCUGAAGAAAAACACAAUCUUCUGCUGUGUAGUGAGUGUUAUAGUAAACCGCUUUCAAAUGAAUUAGGGUUUGGGAUCAGUUUACUUGCACGUCCUCCGAACACACACACACACACACACACACACACUAUACUUUGUUUAGACACAGGGUUUCUAUUGCUAUAGAGAUCCACACGGUAGCUAUUGUUUGUUAUAAUGACUAAUUUUACUGUGUUUUUGUUUUUUCUAUUUGCUGUUUUCCAGCUUUUCAUUUCUUUGGAAUAAAUUAGGAGUUGUUUUCUAAAAAU